Molecule: messenger RNA, 2736 nt
Organism: Xenopus laevis (African clawed frog)
Lineage: Eukaryota; Metazoa; Chordata; Amphibia; Anura; Pipidae
Gene: entpd8.L
Product: ectonucleoside triphosphate diphosphohydrolase 8 L homeolog
Exons: 10
Coding region: 840-2351 (503 amino acids)
Source: RefSeq, a predicted model, not a curated record
UGGGCCCCCUUAGCUCAUAACAAGGUUACAGAUAUAUAGAAACAUUGGGGUAACAGUCACCCUGCUAUAGUUGUGGGGGUAACAGUUCCGGUAGUGCCUAGUGAUUAAUGACUAGCACAAGACAGACAAACAUGUGACAGAUCAGAGGAUGAGGGAGGGUAAAUAUUGGGGUAUUGAUAUGGACUGGGUGUUUGUGUUGCACCCGUGGCUGCUCAGCGCUGCACCAAACCUACAGUGUGUAAAUAAUAUGGGUGGGGGGGAUAUAUAUAACAGGUGGGGACGGGACUGUAUUUAUUAUAUAGGCACCCAUGCUCAGGGGCACCUUAAGAUAAGAACACAAUAUUUAAAACCCACCCAGCCCAGUGGCAGAUACUCGAGAUGAAUUUAUUGGCCGAGAUAAAAGUGAGGGGGACAAUUGCCAUACCCAGUUGGCACAUGAGCACAGACUGUAGGGGCACUGGGCAGCUUUAGAGGCACCGGACCUUAAAGUAAAAGACAGGGUGGGGUGUAGUUCACAAGUAAAUAAAUCUUCAAUGUAAGCUGUAUUGCUGAUAGGUGGCAUCUCAGUGCCCUUUCCUUGUGCCAGUCUCUCUUUUAUACAAUAGAUUUCCUCUCUCUCUGCCAGUUCUGUUCCCUCCUCUCCUCUCCCCCCUUCCCCUCCUGGCAGCUCAGUGUUUUGGUCCGAUGCACAGGUGAGCCCUGCUGUGAUUGGUUACCUGUAGAGGGGUGGGCGGGCUUACAGUCGGUAUAACUGUACAACACACGCUGCACCUUGACCCAAACCAAGUGGGACUGACAAAAGGGGAUCUGCUCAACCUACAGCCAAGGUCGGAGCUGUGAUGUUUAAGAACCACAAGGGUCUCAUUGUAGGAUGUCUCAUAGUCACCUCGUUGGUAUCUGGGAUCAUCGCUCUCAUCCUCAGCCUCGUAAAUUCCCAAUCUAUCACCCAGCCGUCACCAGACAAGUAUGGCAUGGUGUUCGACGCUGGUUCCUCUCAUACCACCCUGUACCUGUACCAGUGGCCGGCUAAUAAGGAGAACGACACAGGGAUUGUCAAACAAGUCUAUACCUGUGAUGUACCAGGGCCUGGCAUUUCCUCCUACGCAGAGAACCCGUCACAAGCCGGGGAAAGCCUGAAACCUUGUUUGGACCAAGUUCUGAGAGUCAUCCCAACAGUGCAGCAAAGGGAGACCACUGUCCUGCUCGGAGCAACUGCCGGGAUGAGGCUUCUCAGAAUGCAGAAUGCCACCAAAACCCAACUUAUUUUUGAUGAAAUCUCUAAAACUCUUGGUGGGUACCCAAUGAAUUUCCAGGGGGCUCGUAUACUGACUGGCAACGAGGAAGGUUCCUUGGGAUGGAUCACAGUCAACUAUCUGCUGGGUACCUUCAUAGGGUAUACGUUCCUGGGCAGCUGGGUUCAUCCAACAAGUGGACAGACGUUUGGAGCCAUGGACCUUGGUGGGGCUUCUACACAGAUGACAUUCCAGCCUGUAGGGUUCAUUCAAGACAAGGACACGGAAAUGUUUUUCAGGCUGUAUGGCUAUAACUACACAAUCUACACCCACAGCUAUCUCUGCUAUGGUCAGGAUCAAGUCUUUAAGAGGCUGCUUGCCAAUCUUCUACAGGGCUGGAAUUCUGGAAAAGUGCAAAACCCCUGCUAUGCCAAGAGCUACACUGCCAACAUUUCCCUGGCAUCUGUGUUCAACAGCCCCUGUGUGCCCAGUGGGCCGGCCGACUUGGCUGACAAUGUCAUUGUGGAAGGGUCGGGGGACCCCACUGAGUGUCACCGAGCCAUCGCCAAUGUCUUUAAUUUCUCUGCCUGCACCAACAAUGCCAACUGUUCUUUCGAUGGAGUCUUCCAGCCGCCGGUGCAAGGGCAGUUCUAUGCUUUCUCUGCCUUUUAUUACACGUUCAACUUCCUCAACUUGACCUGCGGACAAUCGCUGGCCGAGGCCAAUCGCACCGUCUGGAAUUUCUGCACCAGCAACUGGCCCACGCUUAUCGAGUCCUUCCCUUCGGAGAACCGGAAGCGCCUGUUGGAGUACUGCAGCUCUGGGAUGUACAUACUCACUCUCCUAUUGGACGGUUACAAAUUUGAUAGCCAGACCUGGAACAAGAUACACUUCUCUAAGCAGGCCGGCAGCAUGGACAUUGGAUGGACCCUUGGGUACAUGCUAAACCUGACCAAUAUGAUCCCGUCCGAAGCUCCCACGCAAUUGAAGGCGCACAGCUACAGUCUUUGGGUUGGGGCCAUAUUCUUCAUAGUACUGAGCAUUGCGGUGGGGCUGUUGGCUGUUUCCUUGCACUGCUUCUGUAGGAACUUAUCUCCAGGGCAGAGCAGAUGGAGCUGAUAGAAUAGGGAUUAGACGGAGGGCGGACGGGCGGACUAUCAAUACCCACCCUUAAAGUUGGCCAACGGACAUUCGCAAUGUAUACAUGUAUAUAUUCAAUAUUGGCAAAGCCUCAGCCAUGGACAUUCAACUGCCUCACUGGACCUUGGUUUUAGCAUUUGUCAUAGGAGGAGACCAUGGAACGGUGCUUGGGCAAUGGAUAAGGCUCAGGACCAUGAGUAUUCAUAUCAUCUAAACAGCCAAGGACUUCUGGUUCCUAUCUAUGUACUGUACAAGUGACUCUGUGAUUACUGUAUUUAUACAUCACUGCCCACUAUUGUCUCUAUCACUUCCAUACAUCAUUCCAAAGCAUUUGUAAUAAACAGCCGGACCUUUUUCAUUCUCA